Molecule: messenger RNA, 2657 nt
Organism: Poecilia latipinna (sailfin molly)
Lineage: Eukaryota; Metazoa; Chordata; Actinopteri; Cyprinodontiformes; Poeciliidae
Gene: cacnb1
Product: calcium channel, voltage-dependent, beta 1 subunit
Exons: 15
Coding region: 185-2215 (676 amino acids)
Biological process (GO): calcium ion transmembrane transport
Cellular component (GO): voltage-gated calcium channel complex
Molecular function (GO): protein binding; voltage-gated calcium channel activity
Source: RefSeq, a predicted model, not a curated record
CGCUCAGUGCGCCAGUGUGUAACGCUAUAGGCUGGAGGGAGGCAGCUGUUGCCAUUAUUUUAACCAGCCAGCUCAGAUCCAUCUCCGAGUUCUCCCCUCCCCUGGACAGAAAGAAAAGAUGACUCCGUCCACGCCAUCAUAAACAUACGACAACUGAAAGAGAUUCUUUAAAAAGUGAAAUCAAAUGGUACAGAAAAGUAGUAGUAUGUCCAGGACGCCUUCGACCCCAAACCAGGAGAUCCCAAUGGGCAUGAUCGACCACCAUCCGCACACGCAGGGAAAGUACGCCAAGAGGAAGAGCCGAUUUAAGCGCUCAGAUGGGAGCACCUCUUCUGACACCACCUCUAACAGCUUUGUCCGACAGGGCUCUGCAGACUCCUACACCAGCCGGCCGUCGGACUCAGACGUGUCCCUGGAGGAGGACCCCGAGGCUCUGAGGAAGGAGGCCGACAGACAGGCUCUUGCCACGCUUGAGAAGGCAAAGACCAAACCAGUGGCAUUUGCUGUGCGCACCAACGUUGGUUACAACCCAGGGCCUAACGAUGAUGUUCCUGUGCAGGGCAUGGCCAUUUCCUUCGAAGCCAAAGACUUCUUGCACAUUAAAGAGAAAUACAACAACGACUGGUGGAUCGGACGCCUGGUGAAGGAGGGCUGUGAGGUGGGCUUCAUUCCCAGCCCGGUCAAGCUGGAGAACACCCGCCUGCUGCAGGAGCAGCGGAUGAGACAAAAUAGGCUCAGCUCCAGUAAAUCUGGAGGAAGUUCGAGUCUGGAUGUUGCCGUAGGAACCCGCAGGCCUACUCCACCAGGAACAGCUCCCAUGGACACAUCCACAGCAGCCUUUGACGUUGACCCCCUCGACCUUGAUGCCGAGGAGCCCCCUGAGUCCCAGGGUGACCCUCGAUCCCCCAAGGGCAUCUCAGGCAGCGUAACUUCCCCCCAGGCCAACGCCCACCGCCUGCCCUUCUUUAAGAAGAUGGAGCAUGUUCCUCCAUACGACGUGGUUCCCUCCAUGAGACCCAUCAUUCUCGUUGGACCCUCACUAAAAGGCUAUGAGGUGACGGAUAUGAUGCAGAAAGCGCUCUUCGACUUUCUGAAACACAAGUUUGAGGGCAGGAUAUCCAUUACACGUGUGACAGCAGACAUCUCUCUGGCCAAACGCUCAGUCCUCAACAACCCCAGUAAACACACCAUCAUCGAGCGCUCCAGUACCCGCUCCAGUCUGGACGUACUGGCUGAAGUGCAGAGUGAGAUUGAACGUAUCUUUGAGUUGGCCCGAACCCUCCAGCUUGUUGCUUUGGAUGCAGACACCAUCAACCACCCCUCUCAGCUGGCCAAGACCUCCUUGGCACCCAUUAUUGUUUAUAUCAAAAUAGCCUCACCCAAGGUUCUCCAGAGGCUCAUUAAAUCCAGAGGGAAAUCCCAGGCCAAACAUCUGAAUGUGCAGAUGGUGGCAGCUGACAAGCUAGCUCAAUGUCCACCUGAGCUGUUUGACAUCAUCCUGGAUGAGAACCAGCUGGAGGACGCAUGUGAACACCUUGCAGACUACCUGGAGGCCUACUGGAAGGCGACACACCCGCCGAGCAGCAACCCUCCCAACCCUCUCCUGAACCGCACCAUGGCCACGGCGGCCCUAGCUGCCUCCCCUGAGCCUGUCUCCAACCUGCAGGGUCCGUACCUGGUUCACGGUGAGCAGAAGCGUGAAGGGGGUCUCACAGAGUGCGGUGGGAGCAGCACCCUGCAUGACUACGAGACAGACUUGGGUGGGAAGCCUCAGCAGCAGCAGCAGCAGCACCAGCAGCAGGCUUACCUGCGCUCAUCCCGCGGCCAGCUACGAGGGGGCAGUGGCAGAGGCCUUUCCCGGCAAGACACCUUCGACUCGGAGACCCAGGGCAGCCGAGACUCAGCCUACACUGAGGCCGGUGACUCCUGCAUGGACAUUGAGACUGACCCUUACGAAGAGCCCGACCCGUACCGAGGUGGUGGAGGCAGCCGCCUUCACCUGGCGCAGCAUCACGGUCGACAGGCCUCCUGGGAAGACGAAGGAGCCGAGCCGGAUCAGGAAAACCUCAAUCACCCUUCGAUGCCGAGCCAGACGCAGCCGCAUGGACGGGCCAAGCUGAGGGAGCGUUACUGCCAGGACCCCGUGGACACAGGGUCCAACAUGAGCCGCAACAAGAACCAGGACGACUGGGGGAAGGAUGUUUACAUCCGCUGAGUGUUUGCUAGGAAGAUGCAUACUGAGGACUGAGGGAGAGGGGAGGAUUCUGGUGGUAAAGGAACUGAAGUGUGGGUUUGGGGCCACACCCGUCAGGCUUACAAAAAUGUGUUUACAUCCCAGUAAAAUGUAAAGAUAUAUGUCACCUGCCAGAUGCCAUUCUCAUCAACUUCUUGCAAAUCCACUGAUUUAUGUUUAGAAGAAAAAGUAUAGAUCCGUUUUGUUUUUCUUUUGUUUGAUUUCUUUUAUCAAUACUGCAUGAAUAUCAUGGGUUUCUAUGCUGACAGCACAAGUGAUCUGUCUGACCCGAUCUCUCCUUCAGUUGUAGAGUGUGAAGGCUGGUAGGACCGUGGUCUGUCAUGUCUGUCCUCUGCAGUCUCAAACAGGGUCUAAUGUCACUAGCCGCGUUUCCAUUACAAAUGUGCGCAAAUCUUUGUCUAUA